UUACAGCUGGCCCAAAACCGCCACAGGGAGGUGAUAAAAGCUUUAAAAGAGUCCUUAAGGCUGAUGAGUUUGUCUUAUGUCGAUUUGUACUUGAUCCACAAUCCUGUUGCUUUUACGCCAGACGAAAGCGCUUAUGACUUAAUCGACUACUUGGACACUUGGAAAGGCAUGGAAGAAGCAAAACGUCUGGGUCUAGCAAAAUCAAUAGGAAUAUCCAACUUCAAUAUCACUAUGAUUGAACGGCUGCUGGCGAACUGCGAUAUUCGACCUUCCGUCUUGCAGGUUGAGGUAAACCUAAACCUAGCCCAAAAGAGACUAGUGGACUUCUGCAAAGAGCAAAACAUCGUAGUCAUGGCCUACUCGCCCUUUGGUUCAUUGACAUCUUCGGAAGGUCCUCCACCGAAAGCUGAUGACCCUGUGUUACUGGGUAUCGCUCAGAAGUACAAGAAGACCCCUCAUCAGAUUGUACUUCGAUAUUUGGUGCAACGAGGUUUAGUACCGAUACCAAAGUCGUUUAACAAAGCCAGAAUUGAAGAAAACAUCAACAUUUUUGAUUUUGAAUUGACGCCUGAAGAAAUGGACACUUUGAGUAAAUUCAACAAAGAUUACCGCGUAGUGUAUCCAAGCUUCUGGCAAGAUCACCCUUACUACCCUUUUGAGAAGAAAGACGUCCCUGAUCCUGAUAUUUUUAUGAGAAAUAUUACUUUCUCGGCCUAACUUCGAGUACUGCGUAAACUGCAAUUCUAAAUAAUGAAUUUGAUGCGCUUUAUAUUAUGGAUAAGAAUUUUAUCUACACACAUAUCAUAAACCCUCUAUGAUGAAUUAAAAAAAUCGCAAAUUACGACCAGCAUGAAGAUAUACUGUUUUGUUGAAACAAAUUUCUUAU
Messenger RNA from Hyposmocoma kahamanoa, 886 nucleotides. Its product is annotated as aldo-keto reductase AKR2E4-like. The transcript has 5 exons. Lineage: Eukaryota; Metazoa; Arthropoda; Insecta; Lepidoptera; Cosmopterigidae. The annotation marks the transcript as partial. Gene Ontology annotation, molecular function: oxidoreductase activity. The record is from RefSeq and is a predicted model, not a curated record.